This is a messenger RNA of Cygnus olor (mute swan), 9456 nucleotides long. It is a transcript of the gene SH3TC2, whose product is annotated as SH3 domain and tetratricopeptide repeats 2. Gene Ontology annotation, cellular component: recycling endosome. Gene Ontology annotation, biological process: regulation of ERBB signaling pathway; regulation of intracellular protein transport. The record is from RefSeq and is a predicted model, not a curated record. Gene Ontology annotation, molecular function: protein binding. The transcript has 18 exons. Lineage: Eukaryota; Metazoa; Chordata; Aves; Anseriformes; Anatidae. The coding region runs from base 1910 to 5986 and encodes 1358 amino acids.
CUAGCACUGUUUGCCCAGGCGCACAAAUACUGCUGGGUCCACAGAUCUCUUGUCCCGUGUGUCUGCACUCGCGGUUUGUCUGAAAAACAGCGAGUUCCCGAGCUGCUCCCCGGGCUGCUGAGCCUGUCCCCGGGCAGCGAGGACGGGAAGUCCCCAGCCUCAAGGACACGGCGCCCGAGCAGGGGACAGGUGAGAGCCGGGAGGGACCGGUGGUGGCACGGGGUGGACACGCGUGGCGCUUGUUUCCCGGCGAGGCUUCCCCUGGGCAGGCAGCGCCCUGCUGCCUCGCUGACCUCCGCUCCGGAGGCUCUGCUGGGAAGCGGAGGCUCCCGAGGUGAUAAGCCUCUCUGGGAAGAAAUUCCUUUCCUCCUACGAGGGAGUGGUGGAGUUGGGGACGCCUUGCGGGCACGUCCACACCUCUGCGCACACGCGCCAGCUCCCGGGGGACCCCGAGAGGUGGGAGCAGCGAGGCCGAGGCUUCCCGGGGAGGACGGCGGUGCUGGGGCCCUGUGGAGGAGCAGGGGCUGUGUUGACCUACUCAAAGCUGCUCUGAAGAAGUCUGCCACCACACUGAGGCCACCCGGCGGGUCCUGGGUGCUGCACCUGGAGGCUGGGGAAGGUCAGGGCACGUGAGCGGAGAGGGAGACAGAGUCCACCGGGGCAGCCCCGAGAUCCCCAGAUCACUCCCUCCUGGUGUUUGCGGCUGCAGUUCAAACAGUUCUGAUCUCAGAGACGAGAUGAGCCCUGCUAGCCUCUCGCGAGGCGGCCGUUCGUGCUGCAGAGCCUGGUGCCUUGCUUGGCCAUAGCUCUGAGGCCAGCGUGGUGCCGGCUGCCCUCACCGUGCAGCGGGGAGAGCGGUGCCGCUGGCUGGAGCGAUGCUGGAGGAUGCUGGAGGAGCCCUGGCGGGCUGUGCUGGCAGGUGAGGGGGUGUCACAGCGGCGUCAGGAGCAGGGUUGGCUUUGGAUGGGGGGAGAUCAGGGUUGCGGCUCUCCAGAGGGGCCAGCUUGAAGCGCUCCAGUGCUGCGGCAGGAGGAAUGAGAGGAAUGCGCCACGUGGGCCUGGCGACAGGCGCCCAAAGGCGAGGGCGAGAGCGGAGCCUGGGGCAAUGGCAGGGCAGCGAUGCGGGUGUGAGAUGUGCCCGGCCCCCGCCCCGCCGGCAGAUAGGGCCUGCUCAAAAGGCACAUUGUGCAUUGUGGCCGGGGCCGAGCUGCGGUGGGGCUGGCGGUGAGCAGCUCGCUCCCUCCACCAGCACAGCAGCAGCCUGCCGGCUUGGGGCUGGCGGCGAUGCUGGACACAUGGGCUGCUGCUUGGGGGCCCCUUGGCACCAGGACCUGUCCCUGGGGUGCACAGGUAAGCUAUCCGUGGGGAGGCUACAGCUCGGCUCUGCCUGGCUCGGGGGGCUGGUUUAUUCCCAUGCCGUGGGCUUUUCGGGCAUCCUGUCACCUCAUCCUGCUGUCACCGCUGCCCAGGAGCACCCUGAGCACUGCGGGGCUUGCAGAGGCCUGGGGUGCUGGAGCAGGGGGGCAGCGCAGGGCCAGCAACUGCGGCCAUGUGCCCCUGGGAGAGCAGGGCCAGUGGGAGCCAGGAGCACAGCCGGAGAGCCUGGGACCUGCACUCGGCUCCAGGCUGGGGCUGCUUCCUGCCCCGCAUUGCAAAAUCUUUCAGCAGCAGGGAGGUAAAUGAGUCACUGGCACGAAUGGGAACAACUCUCCACCAGCACUUUCAAUUGGUCUCUUGAAAGAGCUCCCAGUUCCCUUUCUGAGGCUGGCCCAAACGAAAACAAACACUGAAGCAGCGAGCACAGCCAUGAGCAAACCCACUUCUCUCACCCCAGGAAGCUCCAUCCCCAUUUUGCUCAGCUCCGCGGGGACCCAUCAGGGUGCUCGGCCACGCCACUGGCCGUGCCAGCAUGAGCGGUGCCCCACCUGUCCCCUCCUGCCCCACGGCUGCCCCCGAGGCACAAGGAGACCCCUUGGGCUGGGAGCAUUCCUCCGGGGGGCUGAACGCCUCCCCCUACCACCCUUUUUCCCCAGGAGAAGAGUGUGAGUCCUGCUGCCCCCGCUCGCCCCUGCUCCUGCCCCGCUGGGACCGCCUGCAGCGAGCCGCCGCUGAGCGCCGGGGACCAUGGUGGCGAGGGACGACCAUGGCAUCAGGUAGGGCUGGGGCACCAGAGCCAAAUGGCGCAGCUACCGAGGCAGCAGAAGGCUUGCCGGACACCUCCUCGGUGCUGCUGGCCGUCGGGGAGAGCUUCCUCCCAGAGAUUUCACUCUUCUUCUCCGUUGAGAGCCGCUCCUCCCGGUGCCUCAAUUCCCAGCUGCAGGAAGCCGCCAGGAAGAAGCUGUGGGCCCUGGAGAGCGACGACAGAGCCGUCCAUGCCCUCUUCAAGGAGCUGUCAGCCAGGCUGGUCUGUGUGCAAGCACAGGAGGAUCGGUUCCUGCUCACCUUCAAAACCCUGGAGGAAGUCUGGAAGUUCUCCACGUACCUAACUUUAGGCUAUGUGGGCAACUGCUUGGAGCAGCUUCUCUUUGGCCAGGAGUACUGGCUAAACUGUGCUCUGAUGGAGGACACGGCGAUCAGAGUUAGCAUGGAUGAAGAUCGCUUGGCCACCAUCUACCUGGGUCUGCUGCUCCAGGAAGGUAACUUUUUUUCCAGAGCAGUGCCUGGUGUCUGCCAGCCUGAGGAGGAGGGAGAGGAAGGCCUGCGGCUCCACAGGAACGAGCUGAUCCACGUGAAGAACGUUGGAGAGGAGUCCAUGUGGGAAGGGAUGUCCUUGCUGACGGGGCAACGGGGGCUGGUGCCUGUGGCAGCUCUAGAGCCCGUUCCUCACCCGUUUUACCAGUGGUUCCUGAAGAAUUAUGCCGUGAGUUUUGGCAUCUCCCAGGAGAUCAGUGGGGCAACCUCUCAGCCGAUCGUGAAAGGCAGGUGCACAGCCACAGAGGACUACAAAGGAGCAGCAUGGGAUGAACUGAGUUUCUCCAAGGGAGACAGCAUAGAAAUCAUCGGCUUCCUCAUUCCAGGACUCCCGUGGUUCGUGGGCAAAUCCCUGAGCAGCGGGAACAUCGGCUUUGUCCCGACACGAUGCAUAAAUGUCACGGCUUGUGAACCCUUGGGAAAGGGCUUUGUGUUUCUGAGCGAAGAGGAAAAAUCCCCCCUCCUGCGCAUCCCCUGCAAUGGUGGCGAGCAGCACUUCGCCACCCUCCUGGGUGAGCUGGCACGCACAGACAUCACCUCUGUGUACCGGCUGGAUGGUUUUGAACCCACAGCCAUGUUCCCCAGAGUGCCGUCGGAGGCUGUUCUCCAUGGCGGUAAGGAUAUCCAGCUGCUCCAGUCCUGGGAGGAAAUAAAUGGCCUGGCUACGGCUAGCACCUCCGAGCAGUCUAGCCCCGGGAGUGAAUCAGCCCCUGCUACGUUGGAAGAUGUUCUCCUGGACAAGCUGGAUGACUUUGAUGAUCCCAAGUUCUUUAUUGACCUGAAUGCUGGACACAUGGAAGAUGCUGAUGUCUUUGACCCCAUACUGACCUUCCUUAAUCAUGAGAGUUAUGUGCCCAGUUUUCAAAGCCUCUAUGAUAUGAGUUUUUCCUUUCUCAACUCCACUUUUUAUGGUUUCUCUGAUGAGGAUGAACUGGUCUUGUACCUUGAAACAUCCAGGAACUGGGCUAAGAGGACUCGUGCCAUUUGGGCUCAUGUAAGGCUCUGUUUCCUCUUAGGCAAGCUCUGCAUCAGAAAGGUCAAGUUCUCCCAGGCUCGGGUCUAUUUUGAGGAAGCCCUGAGCACCCUGGACAGGGGCUUUGGGGACCUGCCCCUUCUGGCUGCCUUGCACGUGAACCUCGCUUCCAUCUACCUGAAACAGAACAUGAAGAGCAAGUUCUCCUCAUUGCUGGGCAAAAUGGUGACCUUGCUCGUCUGCUUGCCUGGCCGCCCUUUUAGCUCUGAGAACGAGCUGGAAGUCAUGGUGUACGUGCUGAGGGAAGCCAUUGCCGUGGGCAAUGCUCCCCUGGAGGCGCGGGUCUGUUUCCUUAUUGUCAAGCUCUUCCUACAGCUGGGAAAAACCGAUGAAGUGCUGCCCUUUACUGAGCAUCUUCAGUGUCUCACCACCGUGUUACUCAGCCCAGACACUGGUGCUGUGCCUCUGGAUGUCACCCCCAUCUUGAGCUACCUGUAUGACAAGAAGUACUUGCCAAACAUUGCGCUGGCCUCCGCCAGGCUCUUUGUUCCCAGCGGCAUCAGGGGGGCACCAACGCCCAUUUGGAGAGCUGGCUUCAUCCUCCAGUGUGCGUCCAAGCUCCUGGGAAGCCAGCCGGAGAGGAGCAGCAUCCCGGCGCUGGCUUGUUUCUACCUCCAGCAGGCCCUGCAUUUCUCCUGCGAGAGCAGGGCCAUGCCCACCCAGAGGACGCUGUGCACCAUCUUGUCCCGGCUGCACCUCCAGCACGGCCUGCUGCACGGGGCGCUCCGCCACGCCGCCAGGGCCGUGGCCUUCAGCAAGCUGAUGGGCGAGGAGGAGGCCUUUGAGUCUUCCCUCUCCCUGGGGUGGAUGUAUCUCCUGAACAGCCAGCCGGGCCCAGCCGCAGAGAUCAUGGGGCAGCUCCUGCGGUCCCUGCACGGGACGGACAGCGUGACACAGGGGGGGGCUGUGCACAACCUCCUGGCCAUUGCCCUCAAAGGGGAAGGGCGGGUGCAGAAGGCUGCGGAGAACUACCUCCGGGCCCUGCAAAAGGCCAAGGAGACCGGCAACAAGAGGAACCAGGCCAUCGCCCUGGCCAACCUGGGGCAGCUGAGCCUCUCGCAUGGAGCGAGCCAGCUGUCUGAGCUCUACCUGCUGCAAUCUGCUCGGCUCUAUGCUGAGCUGCAGGGCUGCCAAGACCCGGAGCUGGAGGCGGUGCAGGUGCUGCUGUGGCUGGCGCAGGCCAUGGUGAACAGGCAGAGGGUGGAAGAUGGCAAGCUCUGCUAUGAACUGGCGCUGGGUUUUGCCCUGAAGUGGCGUAACGUGAGGAGUCAGCUUCACGUCACGGAGGCUCUCUGCCAUUUCUACAGCAAGGUGUCCCCCAACCUCCAGGCCUGCAUCACCUACCACGAGCACUGGGUGUCUCUGGCCCAGCAGCUCCAGGACAGAGAGAUGGAAGGCAAUGUUCGACAGACCCUCAGCCAGCUCUACCAGGCUUUGGACACCUCCGAGGCUUUGAGACGGUCUCUGGACUGCACCAAGCAGAGCCUAAGGAUCUUCAUCGACCUGGAGGAGACUGGCAAGGCGGCAGAGGCCUGGCUGCAGGCAGGAAGGCUUUACUACCUUAUGCAGGAAGACGAGCUGGUGGAAAUGUACUUCCAGGCAGCCAUUCAGACAGCUCUGAAGUCUGAGGACUUCUCCUUGGCCAUGGAGCUUUACGAAAAAGCAGGCGAUACCUUUUUUAAUGGCAGCCGAAACAGAGACCGAGCAGUGGAGUUUUAUAGGGGCGGUGCUGUGCCCUUGGCCAGGAAGCUAAAGGCCAUACAGACAGAGCUACGGCUGUUCAAUAAGCUGGCGGAGCUGCAGAUUGGGCUGCAAGGCUACGAGAAGGCGCUGGAGUUUGCCACGCUGGCAGCCCGGCUGAGCAUCAGGGCGGGAGAUCAGUUGCAAGAGCUGGUUGCAUUCCACCGCCUGGCUACAGCCUACUAUUUUCUGCAGAUGUAUGAGAUGGCAGAAGACUGCUACCUGAAGACGCUCGCCCUGCGCUCCCCCAUGCUGCAGUGCUCUGGAGAGGCCCUGUACUACUCCAAGGUGUAUUGCCACCUUGGCAAGCUGACCCUGCACAAACUAAAGGACGAACAGGAUGCAGCAGCCUACUUCCUCCUGGCCCUUGCUGCAGCGACCGAGCUGGGAGACCAGGAGCUACAAGGCCUCAUUCAUGCCAAGCUGGCCGACAUCUCCAGGGCCACGCUGGGGCCCGUGGGCACGCCGGGCUGUGCCACGUACCGGCCCCGGUGGCUGAGCGAAGGCGGCUACGUCGUCUGACCCAUCCAUCGCCGUGGGGACGUGCCUGCGAACAGCUUCUUGCCUCGCAUGGGUCCACGUGCUCUCCAGAAGCAGCAUCCCACAAGGGGUCCAGCUACCGAUGGCAAUUUAUCUCCAUGCCCCCAGCAGACAAGGGACCUGGGACCCUCGUUUCUUGGGAGCGGGGCUGUGCGCUGCGGCGCUGCCGGCAGAACGAGGCAGGAUGGGGCCAGGUGCUGGAGCACAGUGCAACGGGGAGAGAGGCAAGCAGCACUCCGGGAGUGUGGCUGUGCGGGAUGGGGACAGGGACAUGGAUGGGGAAGGGGACAGGGGACAGGGACAGGGAUGGGGACAGGGACAGGGUGCCACCCGUCCCCACCUGGACCCCACCGGACAGCUCAACCGGCGAGGGGACACCUCCGACCCGAGCGUGUUUUAACUCGAAUAGCAACUCUAUUUAUUCCUAGCUGUUCUCUGUGCUGUGUGCUCUGCUCUGUGACCCCACAGCUCCGCAGAAACCGGGUCCUGUUGGGCACCGAGCUCCAGCCCCGCUCACCGCCAGGGCGCACCAGAGCCCCGCGGUUGCGGGCGGCACAGCCGCUCCUCGUCCCGCCCGGCCCCAGCCCCGCCGCUGGUGCUGAGCCGGGGGGGGAGCGCUCCCCCGGGCUCCGCAGGCUGUGCCAGCCAGCUGGGGCUCCACGGGGAGACCCUGCUGCAAGUCCCUUCGUGUCCCUUCCAUGCUGCGCCCCUUGGAAGUGCCAAACGCGCAACGUGGGUUUCCUCGCCCCCGCUGCAAGUGCCCACUUCGUUUUCCCCUUCUGAUCCCUGUGAGCCAUCCAUCACCAGGGCAGCGAAUAGUUUAAUGCUUGUUUACCAAGCGUUCCUGCGAUGCCAUCGGGGGAACCUCAGCCAUGUGCUCGGAGGAGGCAAAUCUCUGUCCCGUUUGACAUCCAGCGAGCUGUUGGGGGAACCAGUCCAGGAAAAUCCUCUGGCUCGCCCCACGGGCAGCCCGCUCUGUGCUCAGCUCAGGUGCUCUGCACUCUGCCAUGAAGGCCAGGAUCUGUGCAGCUGCACCAGCCCGCCUGUGCACACAUCCCGUCCUCAGCUCUGUCCUCGGGGGUCCCGAAAUGACGCCUGAGGCCACCAUGAGGCUGCUGCCCAGCACCCAGGUGGGUGCAGACCCAGCAUCCUUGCAGACCCACAUGGGUGGCCAGUGGCUGUUGUGGUUCUUGUCAAAGUGAAGCCCCGUGGAGGAUGAAUCAUGCAGAGAGCAUUCUCCCUAAAAUAUCCUUUCCAGAGCCAAAACCUGAGGCCUUUCCGCCUAGCACCAGUGAGAAAAAACGGGCUUUGUUUAAACACAGCGAGUCAGAGUUUCAGCUGGUCUAAAUCAGCUGAGACAUCCUGAUCUGCAGGACUGUAGGUCUGGCCUGUAGUUUUUAACCAGACAAGUGUUUUCUAAAUCACACCAAAUGACUUUGUGGUGCCUGGGGGAAAAAAAAAAAGAGGAGGCUCGCUCCUUGAGAACUUCCCAUAGAACAUCCUUUUCCCUCAUCCACCAGCCGUCUCUGACAGAGCUGGGCUGUUUUCCUAUCAGGAUGAGAGGUCAGGGUGGCCAGGGCUGAUUAAACACCAUAAUAACACUUGGGAGUAAAGUAAAACUUGCUGCGUGCCAGCCCCUGUGUCUGUGCCCAAGGGAGGGUGAGGACCCAGAGUUCCUGCAGCUGGGGAGGAGACUUCUCCUUGCCCCCUUCUCUCUGGGCAAGGAAAAGCAGAUCCUUUGGGGUCUUUGUGCCACAGGAGGUCACCGGGUGAUGGCACAGGCCCUGGGGCAGCCUGACUGGGGGUUAUCACCUUCCACCCCUCCAUCCCUCAUUCCCGGGGCAUGGGGCUGGGAGCUGUCUGUCUCGGGCUCACCACGGAGCUGCCGGGUGUGUGUAGGGAGCACAGAGACCAUGCCGUGGGUGCACACCCCAAGGUGCUGCAGGGUGCAGAGCUGUGGCGUUGCUUCACCAACGAGGAGGUCAGAAGAGAAGGAUGGUAGCAAGACAGGAGAUAUUUAUCCUACAGGCACUGCCACCAGUGCCCAGCCCGCUUCACCAAUGCAAAAGCCACUCUGAGCAGAGGACAAAAUAGGGGAAAGGGAAUGGGUGGAUCAGGUCUCCCCGUAUCCCAGGUGUCGUUGCCGUGCUGUGGCUUGUGACUCAUUUCUGAGCUGCAUGUGACUGCCUGCUCCGUGCCCAGUCCCGGCAGUUUUCCUGCCUCCAGUCCCAGGCCAGCAGAGCUGGAAAUAGCACCAGUGGGUCCACGUGUGGCAGCAUGCGCCUCCACACGGCCACAGAAACUGCACCUUCCCUUCCAGCACGUUCAGAGGGUGAAGGGUGCUGCUGGAGGAACCUCCUCGCAUCGGUGCCAGAGCUUGUGCGUGCCUGGGGCCAUCCCCUUGCUCUGAUCUUCCGCAGGUGUGAUCCUCCGGGCACCAGCACGACCAGCCCUGAUGCAAGCCUGCAUAAGAGUUGAAGCUGACACCCUGACCCCAUUUUUGUCUAAUGCCCUGGGGGGAAUUAAGGCCUGGCAUAAAGAAGGACUGGAUUUCUUUAACAUAUGCUCAUUCUUGGACAGCGGAAAUACUACAAGAGUAAUUCCUGGAUCAUCUGAGCUCUGGUGUUAGCCUCCAGGGGCAUUACAAAAAAGGAAACACUGAUAACUGCACGUAUGGAUACGGACAGAAGUGUUGAGAUAGCUAGAUUUAUUUGGGCUUACACAGAAUGUACUCCUUCCUGCAGAAACACAACGCCCAGCAGUAAUAAUUACUAUGAGCUGACAUCUUUCAUUGUACGCUGCUGCAAAUCGUCCCUGUCUGUGCUGGACAGAGAGACCUUCCUAUUCCAGCUGCACCAUACAGCACCUGAGGGCCCUCUGGGUUAGCUGAGGGGCAGAAACCUUCUCCGAGUGCUGUCAAAGCCCAGCAGUGGGGCAGGGACAGUGCGCGCUUCUUGAGUGAGACGUUUGAAUUUCAGGAUGUGCUGCACAGAUCCAGGGAGUGGGUAGGAGCCAUCCUGAGGACCUGUGCCUGGGCAUCCCUUAACCAAAAUAACCAACCACAGCACAGCAGCCAGCCCUGCUAGGAGCACACCAGGGCUGUACUGAGCUCUUCUGUUCCCAGGUUUUGCAGCCGGAGAUGCUGUCCGUGGAUCUUACAUCAUUUACCCAUCCCCAUCAACCUUGGAUUUUGGCAGAGGAGAGGUGCUGGCCUCCAGCAGUCUGCUUCCCUUGGGGCUUGUUGAGGAUGCGGAGGAGCAAAGCCGCGGGGGCAGAGCUCACCUUAUCUCAGGGGCAGCUGGUCCUCUGCAGCCAGCAUCUUCCUGCGCUGCUUGGGAAAGUGAUGAGAGGUUGGUAAACACCAGCUGUUCUGCUAAGCAGAGGUGGGUGAAGUAUGUAAAAUGGGCAAUUUAGAUUAAAAAUCAUUUAUUUUCAGAGCAAGCCGGGUUUUU